GGGCUCUAUGAAAAAAAAAAAAAAAAAAAUCGAGGUACCAACAUCAAAACAAUAACAACAGCAGCAGCAAUAACAAGAGCGGUGCCAGUGCCAGCUGAUAAGACGAGUAGGCGAGAGCAACAGUGUCAUGACCUCCCGCGGCCUGGUGACCCUCCUGCUGGUGACCCGGCGCAGAGCAUGCCAAAGGGUGCCUGUGAGGGGCUUGGUGAGGCAAGUGCAGGGGAGGAGCCGCCCUGGACCACUCCCGGGCCGCCACACACCGGUCCACUCUGCGUUAUGGGGGGGCGUGGCUGCCUUGGUGGGGGGCGGCGUGGCCAGUGUGGUGGCAGGAGUGGUCGCUGAUGCCCCCUCUGUGAACGCCUUGGUGACUGAGGCCGACAAACUCUAUGAGGAGAUGAAGUAUGAGGAGAUAUACACCUUGCUGUCUUCCUUCAAGGGACUCAAGAGUGACGACAUUCUGUGGAGGCUGGGUAGGGCCACCUUUGAGAGGGCCAAGGCAGCGACCACAGAGGAGGAGAGGAGGAAGCUGUUCCGUGAAGCCCUGGACCAUGUGGAGGCAGCGCUGGCCAUCAACACAGAGAAUUUCGCAGUGCACAAGUGGAUGUCCAUUCUGAUCGAUUAUGUGUACGCGGCUGAGGGCACCAAGGCACGGAUAUCCAAGUCCUAUGUGGUGAAGGAGCAUAUGAUUAAAGCAUGUCAGCUGAACCCGAGUGACGCCACAUCCCGAUACUUGCUGGGAUUCUGGUUCUUCAGCUUUGCCAAUGUGCCAUGGUACCAGCGCAAGAUUGCCUCAGUAAUCUUUGCAACUCCCCCCUCGGGCACCUUUGAGGAGGCACUUGAGAAUUUCCUUUUGGCAGAGAAGCUGGAGCCUAAUUUUUACAGUAAGAAUCUCCUCAUGAUUGGCAAAAGCUACCUCAUGCUGGGUAAGAAGACAGAAGCUAAGGAGUACCUGCAGCGCACCCUGCAGUACCCUGUGAAGACUGAUGAUGACCAGGAGGCCGUGGCUGAGGCUGAGACACUGCUCAAGGGACUGUGAGGCACUGGGAGACACACGGCAGUUGUAUCCUAUUCUCAUGAGGCCUUUCUAAAUGCACAUUUCCUGAAGCAUGUUAGCAAAGACAGUGGCAGUGAAGGGGAAUGCAUAAGCUAACAUGCACUUUCCUUAAACACUGGUCCAAGUAUAUGAUCAAACAUUUCCCUUCCUGUCAUGUGUUCAAAUAGUUCAAAGUAGAUACAUGUCUUUGCAGAAGCAAGGACACACACUCUCUGCUGUUGUGAUACAUUUAAAAAUCAAACAUUCUCUCGCCUCUCUUCCUCAGCAUCAUAUGACCUUGUGAUGGAUUUUAAAAUUCUCUCUCUCUCUCUCUCUCUCUCUCUCUCUCUCUCUCUCUCUCUCUCUCUCUCUCUCUCUCUCUCUCUCUCUCUCUCUCUCUCUCUCCUUACUAGUAGACUUUUUAGUGUAGAAUGGUGGGUCAUUCAAGCUCAUCAGAUUUUUAUAAGGUAUAUAUGAUAUUUAAAAUUAGUAGAUAUUUUUGUAAUCACUGUCAUUAGUCACAAUCGCCUAUGGUGAAUGGUGCUUUAAAGAAAGCCUCGUGCCUCAUAUGUUUGUAUUCUUAAAGGCUUUGUUCUCUCUUGAGAAUUUUUCAAAGGCAACAUGGAUAUUUUUCUCAAGUGAUGAUGUUGAAUUUUAAGUCCCCACUUAUUUUUACUAGAGUCUGUUAAGUCAUCCCCAGAAUCAUGAAAACACCCUUGAAAAUCCAAGUAACUUCCACUAGAUCCUGUAAAACUGUUACCUUGAAGACACCUUUGAAAAAUUCUGCUAACUUCCACUGGAGCCUGUAUAUGCUGUCAAGUCUUGCUGUUGGAGUAUAUGGCCAGCUGUGCUGCCUAUGCUCCUGCAGUAUAGGAGGCUGGUCCAUGAGACUAUCCCUUUCCAUCAGGGACCAACAGGGCUAAUGAUGUGUCCAUGAAUGUAUGAUGCUUCAUCUGGGCCACUCUGUGUUGGUCUUCCAGGUAUAUAGAUAUUAAAAGUAGUAAAGACAAAAAGCAUCUCAAGAAUACAAGCUUAAAUUCUCUGCUUUGUUGAGUCUCCUUAAAAAUCUGACAUCUGAUAGACUCAAAGCAGAUCAAGAGAUGUAGGAUUGAGAGAGAACACCAAGCACAAUGGAAGUGAGUGCAGCAGAUCACUUGACUUUUGGCACUGACUGCACUGUUGUUUUGAUAUCAGAUAGUUUAUUGUUGUAGUAAUUGUUGUAGUAUUGUGUGUUUGUUGGGUUUUAUUGUUGUAGUAAUUGUUGUAGUAUUAAUAGUGUGUGUUUGGUGUAUAUAGUGCCUUAGGGAGCCCCAUGUAUUCAAUGUGAGAACAAAUGAACAUAAUAUCUCUCCAUUUUUUUUUCUUUGUGUGUGUGUGUGUUUAUCACCAGUACUCUUUUAGUUAUCAUAAUAAAAAAUUGUUAUCAUCAUGCAGAUUAGUUUUAAUUGCAAAUAGUAUAAAAUCAAUUACAAAAUUACAGCAUUCUAUAGUAGGAUGGCAUAUGAAAUCAUAACCUUAAUAAUACCAAUACACAGUCCUAGGAACACCAUACCAUUUGUACUUGCACAGUCAACUUAUGUUCCAAUAAAACUUAACCUAUAUUUUGACAAACAUGGUGUCAAAAGUACAGUAAUUCUUAUAUUUAAAAACCCGUAAUGUUGAGCAAAUCUUUUAGACAUUCUACCCAUCCAUCAAGUGAUGGGUAAAUUCUUUGGAUAUGUCUACCUUUUUAUGCAGUGUUGAGUAAUUUUUCAAUAUUUCUAUUUUCACACAUUCAUUGAGUACUGAAUAAUUUUUGGUUGGAUAUUUUUACCCAUUCAUUCAGUGCUGGAUACAGUUUGGACAUUUUUACCUAUUUCAUUCAGUCUUGGGCAAAUUUUUGGUACCCAUUCAUGCAAGAUUUUAAUAAUUUUUGGAUUUUUUUUUUACCCAUUUAAUUCAUGCAGUGUUAAUUUUCUUUCUUUUCUCUCCACUCAUUUUUGCAACUGUGAAUUUUGUUCUUGGUGAAUUAAUGUUUAGCAAGGGUCAGUUUUACUACAAAGCUGCCACUGGAAUUUCCGAUCCAUGCAAUGCAACACACAAAAUAUUUCACAAGGAUUAGUUAGUAUAUAUAUGAAUUAUACAGUAGAUGUACAAAAAAGUACCUGUUUGUUACCUAUUCAAAUAUAUAUAAUUGCACA
Molecule: messenger RNA, 3213 nt
Organism: Scylla paramamosain (green mud crab)
Lineage: Eukaryota; Metazoa; Arthropoda; Malacostraca; Decapoda; Portunidae
Product: regulator of microtubule dynamics protein 1-like
Exons: 6
Coding region: 128-1036 (302 amino acids)
Cellular component (GO): mitochondrion; cytoplasm; spindle microtubule
Molecular function (GO): microtubule binding
Source: RefSeq, a predicted model, not a curated record